Messenger RNA from Melitaea cinxia (Glanville fritillary), 5214 nucleotides. RefSeq names its product neither inactivation nor afterpotential protein C (gene ninaC). The record is from RefSeq and is a predicted model, not a curated record. The transcript has 17 exons. Bases 62 to 4594 code for a protein of 1510 amino acids. NCBI's taxonomy places the organism in Eukaryota, Metazoa, Arthropoda, Insecta, Lepidoptera, Nymphalidae. Gene Ontology annotation, biological process: protein phosphorylation. Gene Ontology annotation, molecular function: protein binding; cytoskeletal motor activity; ATP binding. Gene Ontology annotation, cellular component: myosin complex.
AGUUUAGUUCGUGUUUUGUCGCGAUACAGACGUUUCAGUUACGCAUGACCAAUAAAACAAAAUGAAGGACGGUCUCAACAUACCGUCCCUUCCCAGUCCCCAUGACCGUUACUCUCUAGAAAAGAAGCUCGGCACGGGGAUUUUUGGCGAAGUCCACAAAGCUAAAGAUAAUCAUGCAGCUGGGAAGGCAGUCGCCAUUGAAAUACAAAUAAUUACCGAAGAAAACGAGUCACACAUUCAAGAGGAAUAUAAAAUAUUAAGAGAUUUUACAAAACAUUCUAAUAUCGUAGAUUUUUAUGGCGUAUUUUGUGAUAAGUCCGAAUAUUCUAAAAGGAUUUGGUUUGCUAUCGAGUUUUGCGAUUAUGGGUCUGUCAUCGAUAUUGUCAGAAAGCUUAAGGCAGCGGACAAAAAAAUGUCUGAGGAACACAUCGCUUACAUCCUCAAAUAUACGAUCAAGGCAGUUUCUUAUCUACAUGACAAUAAAAUCAUACACCGAAAUUUACGGUGUAGCAAUAUUUUAAUUACCAAAGAUGGUGAAGUAAAGCUUACUGACUUUAGUUUAUCAUGCACACUAAGCGAAAAUCAGGACAGAACUAAAACAAGCAUUGGCUCACCUAGCUGGAUGGCCCCAGAAGCUGUUAACAGUAACGAAGGAGGAUAUGACAAUAGAGUUGAUGUUUGGGCAUUGGGAAUCAGUACUAUCGAAAUGGUCGAUGGUAAAGCUCCCUUUGAAAACAUGCAUCCAACUAUAGCACUAUUUCAAAUAGUGAGAAAUCCUCCCCCGUCAGUUGCAAAACCAUCAAUGUCCUCCAAUGAUAUUAAUGAUUUUAUUACAGAGUGCCUGGAAAAAAAUCCCGAGCAUCGACCCUUCAUGGCUGAGCUAGAAGAACAUCCAUUUGUUCAAUCUGUUCCCGAAAACGAUUUUCACUUAUCCACUGAACUUAAAAUGCUUGCCGCUCAUUUAAUUGAAAAGGAAACACCUUACACGAUAAAAGAAAGGAUUGUUAAGAAUGGCCUUCUUAUUACCGAAGGAAAGAAAGAACCUGAAACGAUGCAAGUCGAAGAUCUUGCCGCAUUGGAAUAUUUAACAGAAGAUAACGUCCUUUGCGAACUUCAAGUAAAAUAUCAAAAGGGAUCAUUUAUGUCGUUUAUUGGAGAUGUAUUAUUAAUACUUAAUCCUAAUACACACGAGGACAUUUAUGGCGAAGAGUUUCACAAAAAAUAUGAAUGUAAAUCACGGUCUGAUAACGAACCUCACAUUUUUGCCGUUGCGGACAGCGCACAUCAAGAUGCCACCCACCAUAACGAACCUCAGUAUAUAAUAUUUUCUGGCGAAAGCAAGUCAGGCAAAUCUACCUAUAUGAUGCAUGCACUGUCUCAUCUUACGCAUUUAGGUGCAAUGAAAAACAAUACAGGCGAGAGAAUACAAAAAGCCGCAAAAGUAAUUCAAGCCUGUAUUAGUGCAGCAACGCCAAUUAAUUCAAACUCUACUCGCGGAAUAUUACAAAUUCAAGUAACUUAUGGUACUUCAGCGAAAUUAAGUGGUGCUAUUUUUUGGUUGUAUCAGUUGGAAAAGUGGCGUGUAUCAUCUACGGACAUGAAUCAUGCAAACUUUAACCUUCUUUAUUAUUUUUAUGACGCUAUGGAGGCUAAUAACAAAUUAGAUAUAUUUUAUUUAGAAAAAAAUAGAAACCAUCGGUAUCUAAGAGUUCUAGACGAACCGACAAGGGGCGCGAAAGGAGUUCGAGAAACGCCACGUGAAAAUGUUAAUAGUUACAAGGAGUUUGUUGAGAAUUUGAAAGUAUUAGACUGGGAAGAAGAAGAUAUUAAAUUUUUAGAAACAGUUUUAGCUGCUAUACUAGUUUUAGGAAAUGUCAGAUUUAGAGAUGGAAAAAACGGAUCAGCUGAAAUAGAAAACGUGGAAGAAGCCAAAAAAGUUGCAAAGCUCUUAUCACUAGAAGAAGUUAAAUUUCUUUGGGCACUUCUCAAUUAUUGUCUUAUUGAAAAUGGGACUGCUGUAAAAAGACAACAUGCAACAGAUGAAGCUAGAGAUGCGCGAGAUACUCUUGCAAGUGCACUGUAUAAGAGGCUUGUUGAUUGGUUAAUUAACGUAAUUAACGCAAAAUUAUCAUUUAUGCGAUCCGUAUUUGGUGACAAAUUUUCUGUAAGCUUAAUAGAUAUGUUUGGUUUCGAAUGUUAUCAUCGUAAUAGAUUAGAACAACUAAUUGUUAACACAACAAACGAGCAAAUCCAAUUUUUGUACAAUCAAAGAAUGUUUGUUUGGGAAAUGCAAGAAGCAGCUGAAGAAGAAAUUCCCAUAAGGGGUUUACGUUUUUAUGACAAUAAAAAUUCUGUUGACCAACUAAUGGGAAAACCACUGGGCGUUUUUCACAUUUUAGAUGAAGCCAGUCGUGUUACUGGCGGACAAGAACAUAUAAUGAAUACAAUUAAAACAAAAUGCAAGGGUCCAUACAUAAAAGUCUCAGGAAAUCACGAGUUUAGCGUAGCGCACUACACUGGUAAAGUGAACUAUGAUGCAAGAGAAAUGGCUGACAAAAAUAAAGACUUCCUACCACCAGAAAUGAUUGAAACCAUGAGAGCCUCGACGAAUCUUACUCUACAGCAACUAUUUAAAAACAAGCUAACCAAAACUGGUAAUCUUACAGCUGCAUCCAAUCAAAGCCCAGCAGCAGGACCAUCUGGUCGUUCGAAAUCUGAGAAGGAAAUGGAAAAUAUUAAAGCUAGAAAAUUCAACACUGUUUCUAAGGGCCAAUAUUCGCAAAUACGCAGAAUGAGGACAGCAGCAGCUACUUAUCGAGCGACGAGUCUAGAACUACUCAAGCAGCUCUGUAUCGGCGCUGGUAGCGGUGGGACACAUUACGUUAGAUGUAUCAGAACAGACUUAAACGAUAACCCACGCGGAUUUCAGACCGAACUUGUAAGACAACAAUUAAGAGCCUUAGCUAUUUUGGAUACAGCUAAAGCACGUCAAAGUGGAUUUCCUUGUAGAGUACCAUUUGCUGAAUUCAUCCGAAGGUAUCGUUUCUUAGCCUUUGACUUCGAUGAAAAUGUUGACGAAACAGCGGACAAUUGCAGAUUGCUAUUGAUUCGCUUGAAAAUGGAAGGAUGGGAACUCGGCAAAACUAAAGUGUUUUUGAAAUAUUACAAUGAAGAAUUUUUGUCUCGGUUAUAUGAAGUCCAAGUAAAGAAAAUUGUUAAAGUACAGAGCAUGAUGCGAUGUUUCUUAGCUAAAAGAAAUGCAGUUAAAAAUAAAUCCAAAAAUUUACACCUUCAGGAAUUGAAGAAACAAAAAUCUCUUAACGUAUCAGAAGAAGAAGCAGCUUUACGAAUACAAAAAGCUUACAGAGGAUACAUAGUCCGCAAAGCUUAUCAACCUCUGGUUAAUAAAUCUACUGGCCAAAUCGACGAGGAAACGUCAUCGUUUCUAAAACGAUUCGCAAUGAAAUGGAAGAGCCGAUCCAUUUUCCAAGUGCUACUGCAAUACAGAGCUCUACGAUAUCAAGAUUUAGUUCAUUAUUCUCAGCAGGUUCAUAUAUAUAACCAAGCUGUUGUUGAAGGGCUUCUUAACACCAGUAGUUCAAUCAACCUUGAUCGUGUUGAUCCACAUGCGAAGGAAAAAAUAUUCCUUGGCUCUGGCCCACCGACUGUCUGGAAACUUCCCUUCCGAAUGGAUCAAAUACAAUUCUAUGAUACUUCUCAUAUGUGUGACCCUUCUGUUAAGAACACAGACACAUUUGCAAGUCCUUAUGAUUCUGACAGCGAACAAUGGGAUGAACCUUUGAAACGUCGUUGCAGUGCAGCCCAAACGGAACCAUUCAAGGCUUCAACGAGCACUCAAACGCUUAUAACCAUACCGUUCUGCAGAGACCCAUCCCAACCUGUGCCUAUUUUACCACCAGACGAUACCGAAAUACAUCAAAGAAGAGAAAGUUUUAGCAAACCCGUUAUUUAUAAGAGGCCACCUAAUCUUUCUCCCCAAAGCUACUAUCAACCACCAGCUCCUUGGUCUAGUGGUGGCGAUGAUACUAAUAUCUUAGAGAACAGCGCCGGACGCAGAGCUAUCUAUGGACGUGGCAGCUAUGGCGUUGACAAAAGUGAUUUACCAGAUCCAAUUAGUGAACUGCAAGCUCUGGCUAAAUCCUCAAGGGAUUCAAGAGAGGAUGAUGAUGAUGAUGACCCUCCAUUUAACUUUCAAGCUAUGUUAAAAAAAACUCCGAAGAAUAGAGCAUCCAUGAAAAGACACGGCGAAGGACAUGACGAAUAUCAUGACAACACUAGGAACUCGCCCAACUCGCGUUAUGUCACCACUUCCUAUGGUGCACCGGUAUCACGAAAGCAUAUAAUUUCACCAAAUGAAGCUACAUCCGCAAUUGUAUCGCCCACUAAUUCCAUUGCCUCCAAUAAUUUUCCUCCCAAAUACGAGUACGAGAGAAAUUCUCGUGAUUUCGAUGAUUCCGAAUUUGAAAAGAGAUCUUCCCAACACGGUCGCGGUUACGUUGACAAUAAAGAUGAAACCGAAACUAUUCAGUUAGCACCAGGAAUAACGGUCGAAGGAUCAGUAGCCGAUUUGUAAAAGGAAAACAAAAAAUAUGUUGUGUAAAAAAUAUAUUUAUUCUCAUUGUCUUUCAAAGCAUACCUCUUUUACAUUAUGGCGUUAUUCUAUUAAUAUUUUUGAGUUUGAUAUUAAAGCCAUUUAUUACGUGUUUUUUUUAGUAAUAUAAAGCUUACUAUUAUGCUUAAGUAAAAUAGAUUUUUUCUCAAUAGAGUUAAGUAUAUUAAAAACCAAUUUCGAAAACUUACAGCGAAUCCCUUAUGUUAUCGUAAUUUUGUCACACAUAUUCCGAUACAAAUACACAUCAUAGAAAAAUAUGUCAUUUUUAAUAUUCUUAUUUAUUAAUAUACCCUAAUCGAAAUUGCUUUGGUAACUUAUUUACUUACAUCUAAAUAAAUCAAUAUCAAUAAUAUUAUUAAAUUAAUUAUGUUAUGUGUGUGGUCCUCUUUAACCGGCUAUUGUCUGAAUUUAAAGUAGACGAAAAUAUAUAAUCAAAUAUAUAAUCUUUACUCGUGACACAUUUGAUCUUAUAAUUAUAAACGUUUACUAUUUACGAGUUAUAAAUAUCACUUGUGUGAAAAAUGUUAUUCUUUCUUAAAUCAAUAUUAUAAUUCCAUAAUAUAAUAAAAAAUUUGUGAAAA